CCAGAAGGAAUACAGGAACACCUGCAGCUGAAUGGCUGGAAUAUUUCGGAAGUCAUGCGAGUGCACUCAACGGAUUAAGCUUUUCUGUAUAAAAGAGCCGCGUGUCUGGUCUCUCACCACUCCUGAGCUGCUCUGAGAAGCUUCAGUAGCCUCCACUCACAAUGGCAACCACCUUCUCCAGCCGCGUCUCCAUGUCCUCUGGAUCAUCCAUCGCAGGGGGUAUGUCAUCUGGGCUCUCGCUGUCCGGAGGUGGAGCUCGCUUGAGCGUCAUGCGGGCCGGCAGUGUCUACGGUGGAGCAGGAGGAUCUGGAGUUCGCAUCUCCAGCGCCGGUGCAGGUUUCGGCGUUGGGGCAGGGUUCGGUGGGGGUGCAGGGUUCGGGUUCGCUGCUGGUGGUGGCGGCGGCGGCGGCGGUGGCUUCAGUCUGAUCGCUGGUGGUGCAGCUGGCAGCGAGAAAUUCACCAUGCAGGACCUGAACGGACGUCUGGCGGCCUACCUGUCCAAGGUGCAUUCCCUGGAGAAGGCCAACGCCGAGCUGGAGCUGAAGAUCAGACAGUUCCUGGACGCUAAGAUCGGACCAGCUGUGCAUGACUUCUCUGGCUUCAUGGCCAUCAUCAAUGACCUCCAGGCAAAGAUUACGGCGAUCAUCGGUUUCAGAGGAGGAGCUGUGCUGGCCAUUGACAACGCCACACUGGCAGCUGAUGACUACAGAGUCAAAUUUGAGGCAGAGCAGGCCAUGCGUCUCUCCGUUGAGGCUGACAUCGCUGGACUCAAGAAGGUCCUGGAUGACCUCACCCUCUCCAAAUCUGACCUCUCCCUGCAGUUCACUUCCAUUCAGGAUGAGAUCGCCUUCUUGAGAAAGACCCACCAGGAGGAACUCGUGGCUCUUCGUGCACACGUUGGCCAAACAGUAAACGUGGAGGUGGACGCUGCUCCUCAGGAUGACCUCAUGGCAGUCCUGGCCGGCGUCCGUGAACACUACGAGGCUGUGGCCGUCAAGAACAGAAAGGAGCUGGAGGUGUGGUUCCAGGCCAAGACGGAAGCACUCAGCAAAGAAGUCCUCACAAGCACAGCUGUUCUCCAGACGUCCACCUCAGAAGUCACAACCCUCAAGAGCACAGUGCAGGCACUUCAGAUCGAGCUGCAAGGCAUCAGCAGCAUGAAAGCGUCCAUGGAAGUGACCCUGGCAGAGACACAGACCCGCUACGCUAGCAUGCUGGCCGGCUUCCAGGUACAGGUGAGCAGCCUGGAGGAACAGCUCGCCGCCCUCCGCGGAAGCCUUGAGCGCCAGGGCUACGAGUACGCCAUCCUGCUCGACAUCAAGACCAGACUGGAGCUGGAGAUCGCCGAGUACAGAAGACUGCUCGACGGAGACGCGUACGCCGCCUCUUCGUACUCGACUAUAUCGUCUUCUUCAGCGUUGUCGUCAUCAUUGUCGGCAUCAUAUUCGGCAUCGGCCUCCGCAGCGGCAGCAGUAUCAGCAGUGGUAGUAGCGCCCGUGGCCACCACACGUACCAGAGUGGUGACAGUGACGGAGGAGCUGGUGGAUGGAAAGGUGGUGUCCUCAUCCUCCUCCUCCUCCAUGGUCGCGUAAGGAGGUGCCUCCACCGAGUUUCUAAAGCCCUGAUCCACGACACCUGUUGAUUCACCUGAGCUCAAGGCAGGUUUUACCAUGCAGUUUAGCACGGGUUAUCUGUAAUGUCAAGUCAGAAUAACUACCAAUAAAACAAGAGCCCUCUAAA
Molecule: messenger RNA, 1740 nt
Organism: Sardina pilchardus (European sardine)
Lineage: Eukaryota; Metazoa; Chordata; Actinopteri; Clupeiformes; Clupeidae
Product: keratin, type I cytoskeletal 13-like
Exons: 7
Coding region: 162-1592 (476 amino acids)
Cellular component (GO): cytoskeleton
Molecular function (GO): structural molecule activity
Source: RefSeq, a predicted model, not a curated record